UAACUUCAGUGCGAGCUUGACGUCUUAGACGACACCGGAGAACCCGUUCACGAGGGACGACAGCUAUCGUGAGAACUUCAAGACCAUCAGGCCCACAUCGGUCGUCACCAGACAGAUGAAGGAACAUGAGAACGAACAGAGGCAACAAUUUUCAGGUUACAAGAGGAUGAGGAGGCAGCAUCAGAAACAGAUCCAGCAGCUGGAGACGAAGCUCAAGCAAGAGAUGGAUGAACUGAGAGAUAAACUAGAUAAAGAAUUCAACCAGUGUGUGCAAGCUAAUGUCAAAGAACUUGAUAAGCUCUUAGGAAGGCAUACAACAGAUCUGGAGAAAAAGGAGAAAGCAGCUGCCACUGAGGAGAAGAAACUCCUGAAGACAAUCACAUUCCAGAAGGAAUCUGAAUUGAAAGCCUUCCAGCUCAAACAGAAGAAAGACUACAAACAUAACAAGGAACAAAUGAGAAAAGAAUUGGACAGUACUCCGAAGAAGGAGCACGAGGCCCGCAUGCGGCUCCACAAGGAAUCGCUCCACCAGGAGCAGCAGAGGGCAGAGAAUGACCUGCAGGAAAGGCAGAACCAGAAGCUGGACAAGGAGAUGAGGAAACUCAAGGGCAAACUCCUGCUCAGCAAGCAGACAAUCGAACAAGACCAGCUCUUAGAAAUACAUUGUGUAAUUGCAUAUUGA
Molecule: messenger RNA, 682 nt
Organism: Strongylocentrotus purpuratus (purple sea urchin)
Lineage: Eukaryota; Metazoa; Echinodermata; Echinoidea; Camarodonta; Strongylocentrotidae
Product: serine/threonine-protein kinase TAO1-like
Exons: 4
Coding region: 116-682 (188 amino acids)
Source: RefSeq, a predicted model, not a curated record